This is a messenger RNA of Oryzias latipes (Japanese medaka), 3658 nucleotides long. It is a transcript of the gene tfap4, whose product is annotated as transcription factor AP-4 (activating enhancer binding protein 4). The record is from RefSeq and is a predicted model, not a curated record. Gene Ontology annotation, molecular function: protein dimerization activity; RNA polymerase II cis-regulatory region sequence-specific DNA binding; DNA-binding transcription factor activity, RNA polymerase II-specific. Gene Ontology annotation, cellular component: nucleus. Gene Ontology annotation, biological process: regulation of transcription by RNA polymerase II. NCBI's taxonomy places the organism in Eukaryota, Metazoa, Chordata, Actinopteri, Beloniformes, Adrianichthyidae.
GCACACACACAUCUACACACACGGCCAUGCAGGGGGAGAAAGCAAGGGGGAGGGAGCGAGAAAAAGAGAUGUAGAGCGCCACACACACAACGAGGGAACCCCAUCAGCUGGAAGUCGAGUAACAUUACAACUCUCAGCAACCUCAAAGAAGUGUAUCAGUCCGACCAGGGAUUUGUCUUUUGACUAUACCGGCGGGGGACUAUUUUUUCUUCCCAGCGUUUUGCUUUUUUUUUUCAAAGGAUACUAUAUAAUUUUAUUUUAUUUUUUACCGGGGGAGGGGGGGACCAAACUGGCGAGAAGGGAGCAUGGAGUAUUUCAUGGUACCAGCUCAGAAGGUGCCCUCGCUGCAACAUUUUCGGAAAACGGAGAAGGAGGUGAUUGGUGGUCUCUGCAGCCUGGCCAACAUUCCUCUGACCCCAGAAACAGCCCGGGACCAAGAGAGGCGAAUUCGCAGAGAGAUCGCCAACAGUAACGAGCGUCGGCGCAUGCAGAGCAUUAAUGCCGGAUUCCAGUCCCUCAAAACACUCAUCCCACACAGUGAUGGAGAGAAGCUCAGCAAGGCUGCCAUCCUGCAGCAGACAGCAGAGUACAUUUUUACGUUGGAGCAGGAGAAGACACGGCUAUUGCAGCAGAACAGUCAGCUGAAGCGAAUCAUACAGGAGUUUAGUGGUUCUUCCCCUAAGAGGAAGCGUGCAGAGGAGAAAGAUGAAGGGAUUGGCUCACCGGACAUUUUGGAGGAGGAGAAGACUGAGGACUUGAGGCGAGAGAUGAUAGAGCUGAGGCAGCAGCUGGAGAAGGAGCGUUCACUCAGGAUGAUAUUUGAAGAUCAGAUGCGUUCUCUGGAUGCUCAGUUGUACCCAGAGAGACUGAAGGCGAUCGCCCAGCAGUUCCACGAGCAGCAGGCCCAAACACAAAGCCUGGUGCUUCUGCAGCAACAGAAACAGCUGGAGAAGGACGUGACACCAGCCCAUAGCCCUCAGGUGUUGGCCCCUUCUACUCCACCUGAACCUACACACCACGCCACAGUCAUCGUCCCUGCACCCGUUCAAACCCAACCCCAUCACGUUACCGUGGUUACCAUGGGCCCAACAUCUGUUAUCAAUUCAGUCUCCACGUCUCGGCAGAACCUGGACACCAUUGUCCAAGCUAUUCAGCACAUCGAGGGCACACAGGGGAAAAGCUGCGAGGAGGAGCAGAGGAGGGCGGUGAUCGUCACCCCAGGACGCGUGCUCUCUGACGCUGCAGGCUCAGACACGGCCUCCAACAGCGACGGCCCUGAUGACUGCACACUGCCUUGAGUACACCCCUGACGUCGUCUGGCGUACCACACUUUCAUUCACGCACACACAAAAACAGAAGAAGCAGACUACGGCUACAGGAUGCUUACAAACUCUGCAUUCCUGCGAAAAGAACACUGGCAGGGUCGGCAGUCAGACUGAAGCACUCAAUCUUAGUCUUUUUUUCUCUUUCAAUAGACAGCAAGUUUUAACUGUGAUAAGCUGCCCAGAUAGAUUUUCCCAUGCAGGCAUCUUUCUUUGCUUACCUGUAACCCCAGCGCUCUCACAUAAACAAACGCAUGUCUGUCUGUUGAUCUGUAGAAAGAUUCUUAGUGUUACUGCUUUGCUAACCGAUUUAGAAAAGCUCUGUUCAACUGGAUACAAGAAUUUGAAUGUCUGCAAAACAUCUCCAUUAACUACUAAGCCUUUUUUUUUUUUUCCUCACCUGACUGGAUGGGCGGCCAGGUGGUGUGGUGCCCCACCAGGCCCAGCAUCAGAGCAUUUUCACUAAGAAAGAUGUUUUUUGAAAUAUUUCUGCCUGAGACCCAUCUGAGCUGUUUGGAGGGACACUGUGAGAUCCUUUUUCACUCUAAUCUACUCUACUUUGUCAUAUUUUGUUCAGUUAACAGAUACUUUCAACUUGGGCUCACAGAUGAGAGGGCACUUAUCUCCUAAUACCUGUUUUUUUAUUUGUUUUUCUGGGCUGGCUUCCCGUUAGUCCCGCAUUUGGUGUAUACUACACCCAUUCUUCCAUUUACUCGUGACCUGUGACAAAAGUUCACUGCGUUGACCUUUAUUGAGACCCCAACCCAGGUGCGUGUAAAAGCCACAGGACUUGCAGAAAAAAAAAGCUAAUCUGUGAGUUUUGGUGAGUAACAUCCACGCAGACGUUAGUUUGAUUUUUCUGAAGCAGCAGAGCUCAGCGGUGCUCUAGACUCUGGAAGUCUACUGCCCAUGACUGACAUACAAUCACUUGUUUGCAAUCAUAGGAGUUUUUUGGUUUUUUUUGGCCCUAUCAGUGUAUUGUUUUGUACAAAUUUUGGGACAUGUAUAAAGUCAGAGUUUGCUGAAGCUAUAAGGAAAAUGCCCGGUGAAGUUUUUCGUUUAGCAUGGAGGUGACUGGAUCAGCUACUUUACCCAUGUUCUAUGCAUUUUACUUUGUAGAUCAUCUGUCAUAUUGUGCAUUUUUUGUGUAUUAAUCAAAUUAAAUACGUAUAUUUUCUGAUUUUUUUCCUUUUAAUCUUUUUCAAAUGUGCUUUGUUGACUGAAAUCCCAGUUGAUUUAAAGAAGAGAAAGGCAGUGGCUCGCCUUAUUGAAAGCCCAUGGGUGCAGGGAGGCACUGUGAGGCCAGCCUUAACACAGCCCUGAACACUUCAAUGCGUAGUGGCCACUGGAAAACCCACCAUUUUUUUCUUAUUACUUUUUAAAUUGGACUUAUAAAAACCUGGGCUUUCUUAAAAUGCAUAUUUACCCACAAGUUUUUUUCUAAUGUCCACUUAUUUGUUUGCCUAAGAGUCCAUUGUUUCGUAGACAUGGUUAAACUCAUGUUUUCUGUUACAAAUUCUCACAAUCUAAAUUGGGGUUUUUGGUUGAAAUUGAUCAAAUAAAUAUGCACUGUGAGCUUUCAAAGGCAGAAAGGAAAAAAAUCUCACAGAACGAGACGUCAACAUUCCAUGAAUAGAACUUUUUCUGUGAUGUUGCUUUUUUAAUAGCAUUUGAGGGCUUUUAUUUUGGCACACCCUAGUAUUUAAUACCAAACUCACCCCCCACAUUCAAACUGAACACAGUUACUACUUUUACAAACAACAAUGGCUGCACUGGAAGAGGAGAAAUUAAAUGAUAGGAGGGAGUUUUCUGGAUGGAGGGAAAAACUGUCUUUUUGCAAAGCCUCCUGAAAUCAAAACGUUUUAACCCCUGAACAGGUUCGUCAUUUUGUUGUUGUUUAUCUUGCGUUCCAAAACCUAUAGUGAACAUAUCAGAUUGCCAGAUUCGCAUGGGGAUCACCAAAUGGGGUUAAAAUUACAAAGCACUUACUGUAAUAAAGUGGAGCAUGCCUCUUCAUAUUAGUUAAGGGGCAUCUCUUCAGCUGAAGCUCUUGAAGUUAUGAAUAAAAGCCGCACAGCUGUGUUAUCCCCCUCCAUGUCAGUCCUAUAUCCUGUCAUGUUUACUAUCUUUUCUAUGUGACUUAUAUCCUGUCUUUGUUCAUAUAUUGUCAAUAUCUUUUGCUGCUCAUUUUAUUUCCUCUUUUUUUUUAUUAGACCUGUCGAUUUGCAUGGUCAUCCAGAAGCUUUUUGUUUUCUCUCUUAAAAGAUGUUUUGGGGAUAAAGAGGCUUGUGCCUUUGUAAAGACAGAAUAAUAAAGUUUGUACUGUUUUUUUUAAA